Messenger RNA from Pieris macdunnoughi, 1761 nucleotides. The record is from the annotation of a GenBank genome assembly. Lineage: Eukaryota; Metazoa; Arthropoda; Insecta; Lepidoptera; Pieridae.
AUGAUUAAAAGGAACGGUGAUAAUGUGUUUGCGAUCGCAUCGAACAAUAAUCAGUGUCAAGGCGGACGGAGUACUGUCUCACUCUGUCCCAGUGCAACCACAAGGAUCCCGCGAGCGACUGCUGGCAGGAUGACGCAGCCCGAUGCGCAGCAAAACACUAAAGAAGCUAAUAUCGCGCUCUCUACAUACGUUGAAAAAUGGAAAAAUAGAUAUGAGGAUGCUGAAAGAAAACAUAAAGCCUAUCUCCUUAAAUCUGAAAAAGCUCGUCGAGAGUAUGAUGAUCUUCAACGUCGAUAUAAUAUUUUAUUGGAAGAAAGAAAUCAUCUGGAUGCAGAACUCAAUGACAGGGAGCGGGAGCUCAACAAGCUUCGGCAUGUCUCUGAGAAACUAUUCCAAGAAUACCAACAGCUCAAAAACCAACAUGAAAUUGACACCGGGGUUAUGCAAAAGGUGAUGCAACAAGCGGGUGAAUGGUACAAACAGAAUAAGCAGCUGAAGAGACGAAGCACAGCGCUGCUGCUCGCGCUGCCCACCACCGUUGACAUUGAUAUCACAGACGCUACAGAUACAUCAUCUGAAGCGAGCAGUAAUGAAGAAGUGGAAUUUCUGAAGCGUACAGUAUCUGAACUGUCCGAGCAGAUAGCAGCCUUACAGACGGAGGCCAACGCGGCUAAGUUACACGAAUUUGAGGCCCACGAGGUCAAUGUGCAAUUGAAUCAGGAAUUGGAGGUAGAACGAGAAAAAUGCGUUCAACAGGAAAAAGAGUUGCAGGAACUUAGAUCUCAAAUAGAGAGACACAACCGAGUGUCCAAACUACUUAUGGAAGAGGUUACAGGUCUCAAGGACAAUGCUGACAAGGACAGACAAAUGGCCGAGACUUACAAAUCAGAAGCACGCGACGCCAAAAAGCGCGCAACAGUACUGGCUCACCAGAGCGCAUUGCUGAUGGGAGAAUUGGAUCUGGAUGAACGCCUGGGACUGCUUUUAGGUGAAGUGGAUAGUCUGAGAGACGCCUUGGAACAGCAGAGUAACAGGCAUAAGGAUCAUGUUCAGCAGUUGCAGCUACAAUUAACUGAAAAGCAUGAAGAUACAGACAUACUACUAUGGGAAGAGAAAAUAAGACUGGCUGAGGAAGAUGCACAGAAAGCGUUAGAAAGAGCAGAAAGAGCUGAGAAGAAAUUGGCGGAACUCGAUAAGAGAGCUAAGGGUGAACCGAGAUCUGCGCUUAAAAGCCGUAUUAGUUACUUCGAAAGUGGUGGAAAUGAGAGGAUUAAGAAAGAGAUCAAGGAAGAAGAACCAGCGCUGACACAAAUUCCUGCCCCCUCAACCCCAGCCCCCAUAACUCUAGCCGCAAUAACUAAACCCCCGGUUCCAACUCCCCCAGCAUCACCAAUCCCACAGGAAAUCCCGAUAGUCACAAUUCCCAUUUCCCCGCCGCCCCCACCAGUUAUGCCCCCACCACCGCCUCCGCCGCCCCCGCCCCCAGUGGCCUUUGAACCCUUGGGUGAUAUGGAUAUGGCUAAGAUGCUUGCAAGCAAGUCAGGCACGCUGAAGAAGACGAAACAAAAUGGUGGGGGAGCAAUAGACGCGAUAGUAGACCAAAUAAAGGGAGGCAAAUUCCAGCUGAAGUCCACAGAUCACGCAGUUGAGAAGAAACCCAAGGACGAACAACCUGAAGCUGUCAAAGAAAUGCUACAGAUAUUAGGAACGUUGCGCAAGCGACGGGGACAUAGGCCUAGCCUCAUUACAGAAAAUACGUGA